This is a messenger RNA of Quercus robur (English oak), 3072 nucleotides long. Its product is annotated as disease resistance protein RPM1-like. Lineage: Eukaryota; Viridiplantae; Streptophyta; Magnoliopsida; Fagales; Fagaceae. The coding region runs from base 194 to 2794 and encodes 866 amino acids. The record is from RefSeq and is a predicted model, not a curated record. Gene Ontology annotation, biological process: defense response to other organism. Gene Ontology annotation, molecular function: ADP binding. The transcript is spliced from 2 exons.
UCUUCGUUCGCUUUACUCUUUAUUUUCUCCCUUUUCCCAAAAAAAUUUUAUUUUGUUCGAAUCUAAUUCUAAAGAGCUUCCAAAAAAAAAAAUCUAAAGAUCUAUAGAUCCAAAUCCAGUGAAUCAAUAUCUGCUUCUCUUCGAUCGUCUUUGUCACCUUGAAUCUUAGAAUUCAAGAAAGAGAAGCUACAGAAUGGCAGCCUCUGCAGUAGCUGCAGUCACCGCAGUUAUAACUCUACUUGAUAAGGUGCUACAGUUCGUCAAGAAUAGGUCUGAUGGCUAUAGUGCUAACAUUGAAGAUGUAAAGCGUUUGUUUUGUACGUUGAUAGCUUACCUGACCGACACAGAAGGAGUAGAAGCUACGGAAGGUUUGAUGGAUCGAGUGGAUCAAGUGAGGGAUGUAGCAAAUGAGACUAAAGAUGCAAUUACAGAGUUCAUGUAUCAUGUUCCUGAGCACUGCCAUGAUUAUUGGUUCACCAAAACCUGUCAUGAUGUUGCUCACUUUUUUAAGGACUUUGUUCCAUUACAUCAAUUUUCCUCACGGAUGAAAGCUAUCAAAAGAAAACUUAAGGCCAUCGAUGAGUUGGAUCGACUUCGCGUUGGUACCUUUGGAGCUACUUCAAGUUCAAGUGCUGGAAAGGUCCCUUUAAGGACUUAUUCUUUUUCCAGAAAUGAUCACCUUCUUGUGGGUAUUGAGGAGAAUAAAAAGGCACUUCUGAGUCUUGUUUGCCGUGAAGAAUCAAAGGACAUGGUAAUUUCAGUAAUCGGAGAUGCUGGCUCAGGUAAAACCGCUCUUAUUCGUGAAGUCUAUCAAAUGAUUAAAGGAAAUUUUAAUUGCAAUGCUUGGGUUUCCGUCCUAUCCUCUUGUGAGGGCUUGAUAGAGAAUCUUUGUGAGGAAUUGUGUUUAUCUGUUGGACCCGCAAAUAAAAUGAAGAGGUUGCACUCUUAUUUACAGCCACAAAGUUACCUCCUUGUUUUUGAUGGUAUUUGGACCGAAGAUGAGUUGGGUUGCAUUAAAAAUGUAGUUCCUGAUAACAAUCUAGGUGGUAGAAUACUUAUCUCCACCCGUAAUCGCAAUUUAGCUUCUUAUCGUGCAAGAUCUAGGGAUUGUUCCUAUGAUCUUAAACUCUUAACAGAGUUUGGGUCUUGGCAGCUCUUUUGUAACAAGACCUUCGGGGCUACUGGCUGCCCAAAUUUCUUGGUUGAUUGUUCUGAGAAAAUUGUGAAAAGAUGUGAAGGGUCGCCGCAUGUAAUUGUUGCAGUUUCCGACUUCUUGUCAAAUAAGCCACAUACUCUGAUGGAGUUCAUGAAUGUCCAUGAUAGCCUUAAGUAUGAACCAGGAGAUCAUGUCGGUCAUUCCUGCUAUUCAAUUUUAUCUACGAGUUAUUACCGUUUGUCAUCCAUUCUUAAGUAUUGUUUCUUGUCCUUUCGUUUUUUCCCUGAGGAUUACUCUAUCCCAAGUGAAGAACUGGUUUGGCUGUGGAUAGGUGAUGAGAAAAUCGAGCAAAAACGAGGUAAAACUCUGAUGCAGGUGGGGUAUGAGUACUUAGAGAAGCUAGUUCAGAUGAGCUUGGUUCAAGUAAUCACAAGGGAUUUUGAUGGGCGUGUAAAAAGUUGUCGAGUUUCUAAUCUUGCAAGAGGUUUCAUCAUUUCCAAGUCUGAGAAGGAUGACUCCUUUACUGUUCUCAGACCUCCACACACUAGUUUGGAUGGUGGGAAGCCUCGCCAAUUAUCUCUCCAGAAUUGCUCCCUCUCUAUGUUACAAAACAAAGAUUUAUCUUAUGUUCGUACAUUAUCUGUGUUUGGGGGAGGCGAUUCAUCUGAAUCUAUACCCAAAAGCCUUUUUUACAACUUCAGGUAUUUGUCGGCUCUAUUUUUGGAAAAUGUAGCUUUGCAUUGUUUUCCUAAAAAAGUUUUCCAACUCACCCUUCUAACGCACCUAAGGCUGAGGAAUACCAGGAUAAAGUCAGUUCCAAAAUCUAUUAAGAAGCUUCAGAAUUUAAGGAUUUUCACACUUGAAGAAUCUCUUGUCACCAGUUUGCCCAGGGAGAUCAUUCAACUUCGCAGCUUGCUCCGUUUGUCUGUUGGUUGCCAAGGCAUAAAUGAUGUUGCUGUAGGAGUGGAAGUGUUUCUAAGAAGUGGGUGUUUUACAUCAUUACAAAUCCUGUCACUUAUCAAGGCAAACUACAAAAACAAGAGCAUUGUAAAAGAGUUGGGGAACUUGACUAAUCUGACUGAACUUAGGAUCACAGAACUCAAGAAAGAAGAUGGAAAAGAUUUUUGUGCAUCCAUUGAGAUGAUGGAACAUCUUUCUUCUUUGGAUGUGAACUCGGCAAGCAAUGAGGAGUAUCUUGAUUUGGGCUAUGUAAUGAAGCUUCCUAAGCUGCUUAAAAAUCUAUAUCUCGGAGGGAGGUUGGAGGAAAUUCCAGCAUGGAUUUGCAGACUUGAUAGUUUGUUAAAACUAAUUUUGAAAGGAUCAAAACUGCAAACGAAUCCACUUGAGGCCCUUCAGGUUUUGCCUUCUUUGGAAGUGCUCCAUCUACAUGAUGCUUACAAUGGUCAGGUGCUGAAAUUUAGUGCUAAAUCAUUUUUGGAAUUGAGGGUGUUAGAAAUUGAAAAUUGCAGUCAAUUAGACAUUGUUGUGAUUCCAGGAAGAGCAAUGCCUAAACUUCAGAAGCUGAUUGUAAAAAACUGUGGCCUUACCAGGGUUCACAUAACGAAGAAAAUGCACAGCCAGCUGGAGGAAGUGCUUGUUCCACCAGGCCUUCUAUGUUUCCCUGUUGCAAUUAACUGAAAAUAAGAAACAUUGUGGUUGAAGCACAUCUGUGAUUGAGAUUUAAAGCUCUGGGGGGAGAAUUGACAUAACCUUAUAUUCAUGGAGUCCAGGCUGGAUUAUUAGUUAUUUAUGCAAUGCUUGGAACUUUUCAUAUUUGGAGACCUUUUGUCAUUAGAGAUUUCUAUUUUGUUAUUAUGUUCUUUUCUAUACGGAAUUGCUAAGAUUACUUGUAUUUUUGAGAUUUUAUUGUGGAGAUACUUUGAACUUGAUUCUUAACAAGGUUUGGCUUUGCCUAA